ACGUGCUGGAUUUGAUAUUAAGCCCCCAAAAAUGGAGGAUGGCGGCAGAAAAAAAGAGGAGGAGCAAGACGGCAUGUCUGUACAUUCUCCAUGCAAAGCUCCCCCUUCCUCCGCCUCCUCCCUCCCCAAGGAGCAAUCCCAGGUUGAAUUGGAGCUCAGGCUGUUGCAAGCACUCGAAUUUUAUCCUCCUACCAAACUACGAGGCAAGAUUUUCAAAACCCGAUUUUUAAUUUCUGUAUUUCUUCCCUUAUCUGUGACAGUAUGAAUUAGUUCUUUAGAGGGGAAUUUAUUACUGUUUUAGUUUAACUUUGCAAAUUCUUUCAUGGGAAGUUACAGAGUGGAUUGCUCUUGUAAAAAAGGCAUUAUGUUUAUAUUUAUAGAGAAAUUUAUUAGUUUUUUAUUUAUAUAUACUAGAAAAUUUUGAGGAAAAUUUCAUUCUUUCUUUAGUAACUUGCCUUAGAAUAACAGAUGCAAUCUCAUGAGCACAUGGGAAUGGAAGAUUUCUGCCUCAAGUUUCCCUGGAAUCCUUCUAAAAAUCUUAUACCAAAUGCUACCAGGUUGUAAGUUUUUAUAUGAUGAUAUGAAAUGUAAUAACACAAUAACAAGCUUGUAAUAGCGGUGACAAGCAUUAAAAUGUUCUUUGUUGUUUAUGAGUUUCAUCUAGUCCCUUGUAUAUUCAUAUCUCCACCUUAUAAAUGUUCAAAAGGUCCAAACUUUAGUUUCUUUUGGUCCCAAGGGUGAAAAUGUUAGUUUUACUCUCAUUAAUUAUAACAUGUAUGCAUAGAAUAUCACAUUAUGUCAUAUACUUAAGCUGUCAGUUUGUCCCUUAAAGGGCAGAAGCAUAAGAAUAUGAAACUUUUUCCCCUCAAGAAUGACAAGACCUAGAAUGGGGAACCAUAGUCAGAUAAGUUUCAUAUGUAAAAUGAAAGCUGGAUCUAAUAGUUUCUGCAUAAGAUUUUUUUGUUUUUUUUGUGGUCAACAGGGAGGGGGGCUUCUGCACAAGAAUGAUGAAAUAAGAGAGAUACAUUAACUUUCAACUUCUGCAGUAAAUUCAAUACAUAAAAGAAAAUUGCUGAACAGGUUAUCUUCUGUGCAGGCAUUCAUCGUCAUUUUGUCCUUUAUGGACUAAUGGAAUACCUGCGGAGAAGCUUGGAUCGCCAUUUUUCUCCAGAUGAGGUUUUACAGUUGCUAGAUCGUUUCUACAACUUGGAAAUGCUGAAAUCAGAUGAUGAGGAAGCAGAAAUCUUCAAACAUGAGGAAGAUUUUAGCCUGCCACAAAGUUAUUUUGUCAAGGAAGAAUCAUGAGUCGUAAUUUUGGCUUACAAUUCUCAAGCCUCCGUUUUUGCUCGGCUGUUUAUCUGAUGUUUCUGUUAGUAACUGUUUCCACCAUAAAUAGGAUUUUAGGGGAAACAGUUACCAUGUUCCUUGUUUCACAGAAUGUUGUAGAAAUUUAGAUGCAAAUUUGAGGGAGGACCUCUCAUGCUGUAGGAUGUUCAGAAAUUUGAUCAUAUCAUAUCGAUGAAAUGUUGUCACCUGCUUCUCCUAUAAGUAGCUAUACAUCCUUCCCAUUAUUUCCUGAUAAAUAAACAAUUUUGAUUUGA
This is a messenger RNA of Rubroshorea leprosula, 1601 nucleotides long. Lineage: Eukaryota; Viridiplantae; Streptophyta; Magnoliopsida; Malvales; Dipterocarpaceae. The record is from the annotation of a GenBank genome assembly.